Messenger RNA from Funneliformis caledonium, 146 nucleotides. Lineage: Eukaryota; Fungi; Glomeromycota; Glomeromycetes; Glomerales; Glomeraceae. The record is from the annotation of a GenBank genome assembly.
AUGAUAAUGCUACAAUUAUUCAAGAUGAAGAAGAUUUUCAGGAAGAUGAUGAAAUAAGAGAUGAUGAUGCCAAUUCUGAUAUUCAAGAGGAAUUAAUAAUAUCGCAAUCUAUUAGGUCAAAACAAAAAGGAAUUUCUAAAUCAACU